GCAUUUUGCCUAGACCGAUCAGAAAGCAAAAAAAGGAAUAACAUAUGGAGAGGAAAACCCCCUUCCUGUUUCAUUUCCCUCCUCUUUUGCAGAGAGAAAUAGCUCAGAAAAAGCUGCAGCAGAGGAGAGAUUGGCCAAGCUUGUAAGAGAAAUGGGUGAACAGGAAGCAUCAGCACCCAAAAUGAAGGAAGAAUCAGAAGAGAGGAAAGAAAUUCCUCCCGUUGUCCAAGAAAACACUACAGGAGUGUUCUUGUUCACGAAAGGCCCAGAUGAAAUGAAGGAAGAACCAAAGGAAGGAUCCCAAAAGAACUGGGAGUCACAUUGGCAGGAAUUCAUGAACACGGUGGAGUCUCGGUGCCACCAAACUGAUGGGUCAAGGCCACCUCAUCCUUGGCCGGAGGAGGACACAAAGGCAUUUCAGACCUCCUUGGAAGGAGCGGCUGAUGGCAUCUCUCAGUCAAGAGGAGAGAAUGUAGUCCAAAACCAUUGUAAUGAUGGCUCGGUGGCUGACGAAAGCCAGGUAUUUCACCUGAAAGUUAAGGAUGAGGAGGAUGAAGAAGAGGCGGAGCAAUUCAAUCUGUUGGGCUGCCAAAGUGCCAAUGGAUCUCAAGAGGAAGACACGGCUGAGCCAGCAGCUAGAGAAGGCCGUCACUCAGCAAGGCCUCCGCGCAGGAUUGCCUAUUGGAGCGGCAAGGAGAUCAAUGCUCUCCUGGAUUACAUCCUGCGGUGCCAGAAGCUGUAUGUGCAGAGGGUGAUGGCAAGCACCAACUUGCGCACCAGAAACGUGUGGAUCGGGGCUUCCAGGGCCAUGGCCUUACUUGGCCUGAACAGAACCCCUGACCAGUGCCACACUAAAUUUAAGGCAUUGAAAUCAGCGUUCUAUCGGGCCAUGGAACGCCACGGUGGAGUGGUGCCACGGAAGAUGCAGCCACCCUUCUUUGCGAAGCUCCACCAGCUCUGGGAGAUAGGAGGCAGGGCAGACUGGAGAGACCGGAGGCCUGUUGCAGAUGCAUAUGAUCUCAAGGGGGGAGCAGGAGAUUCCAGUCUGAGUGGAGAGGAAAGUGGUGAGGAGGAGAGGGGCCCCAUUGCUCCUGCGCCAGGGCAAGCACACCAUGCAGCUGAACAUGGAGCUGUCCAGGAAGCAGCUGGUCUGCGCCAACUACAGCGACAGCACAUGGCAUUGGAGCAGCGUGUGAGUGCGAUCGAGAACACAUUUUCCAGGCUACAGGCAAACAUUCAGGAACUCCUUGCCCGUCUCCCUGCGCUACCCCCCACCCUCUCCCCAAAACUAAACACACUAUCCUCCACCCUACCCAACUUGACACGGCAAUGUUAAAAUGUUUUGACAGAAAAGUUAAUUUGUUGUAAAUAAAUUUAUUACUUUUUCAAAAA
Messenger RNA from Anolis carolinensis (green anole), 1392 nucleotides. RefSeq lists its product as uncharacterized. Lineage: Eukaryota; Metazoa; Chordata; Lepidosauria; Squamata; Anolidae. The coding region runs from base 152 to 1336 and encodes 394 amino acids. The transcript has 6 exons. The record is from RefSeq and is a predicted model, not a curated record.